AUGACAGACAAGGACUUUGAGCAACUUACGGCGACACAGCUCGCAGCGCCAAAUGAGGAGGCGCAGCAUGCAGCUGACGAUGAGAAAUCUAUGAGCCUCGUUCAGGCGAUCAGACUUUACCCAAAAGCCGUUGGCUGGUCAGUCGUUCUGUCGAGUGCUCUGAUCAUGGAAGGCUACGAUCUCGCCUUGCUGGGGAGUUUGUACGGCAGCCCUCAGUUCAAUCGCAAGUACGGAGUUCUCAAUGCUGCUACUGGCAAGUACAGUGUUCAAGCUAGUUGGCAGAGCGCACUAUCCAACGGAGCACGAGCUGGCGAGGUCAUCGGUCUUGUCAUCAACGGCUUCGUUAGCGAGCGGUAUGGGUAUCGGAAGACCAUGAUAGGUGCCCUGAUAUCGAUGACUGCUUUCAUCUUUAUCCUGUUCUUUGCGCCUAAUGUUCAGACUCUGGUCAUCGGCGAAGUCUUCUGCGGGAUCCCGUGGGGCAUGUUUCAGACCCUCACAACGCAGUAUGCAUCGGAAGUUGCACCUGUACGUCUGAGGCCGAUUUUGACCACGUUCGUCAACAUGUAA
Alternaria conjuncta is the source of this 567-nucleotide messenger RNA. RefSeq lists its product as uncharacterized. Gene Ontology annotation, molecular function: carbohydrate:proton symporter activity. Gene Ontology annotation, biological process: transmembrane transport; carbohydrate transport. Lineage: Eukaryota; Fungi; Ascomycota; Dothideomycetes; Pleosporales; Pleosporaceae. Gene Ontology annotation, cellular component: membrane. The transcript has 2 exons. The record is from RefSeq and is a predicted model, not a curated record. The coding region runs from base 1 to 567 and encodes 188 amino acids.